CUCACCCCCAAACUUUCUGUUGUCGGACGGCAUUGGACCACCUUAUUGGACAGCACUCUCUUCCCCGGAAGGGAUUCAUGUACUGCAGCCCAGCUCGCGUCCAAUAGUCGCAACCCGUCCUUUAAAGUUUGCUCAACUCGCGCUGAGAAUUGCAACUGCUGCAUUGUUUACGCAAUGUCAGGCAAUACGAUGAGAGGGACGCCCAAUCGUGGCCAGUCCCGCGGAGCCAUCCCCUUCACUGGCAGCCCCGCCAACUCGAACAUCCCAAGACCCGUGCUCGAGACCGCUCAUGCAAGCACCAGCAGCGAGGCCGGUGCAUCUAGCCUCAGUGCCAGCAGGCAAAAGCAGACCAAGAGAGACGAGGCCAUCCGCCGCAAGAUGGAAAAUGACCUCUCCAAGAAGAAGAACCUCACGAGCCGUGCUCGACACUCCCGAAAGGCUCCUCCCGGCACCGUGCUUGCACUGAAGCCCAGCCAAGCCCUCCAGAUCAAGCCGGCCACAACCGUAGCCGAGGCUGCCCAGCUAAUGGCUGCGAAGCGGGAGGACUGCGUCCUGGUAACCGAUGACGAUGACAGGAUUGCCGGCAUCUUCACAGCCAAGGACUUGGCCUUCCGGGUCGUGGGCGCCGGCCUCAAAUCAAACAGUGUCACCAUUGCCGAAAUCAUGACGAAGAAUCCCCUGUGUGCCCGGACGGAUACGAGUGCGACGGAUGCCCUAGAUCUCAUGGUCCGCAAGGGAUUCCGGCAUCUUCCCGUCAUGGACGAGAACCAGGACAUCUCGGGCAUUCUGGAUAUCACAAAAUGCUUCUACGACGCCAUGGAAAAGCUGGAGCGGGCUUAUUCCUCCUCCAGACGGCUAUAUGAUGCCUUGGAGGGAGUUCAAUCCGAGCUCGGGACCAGCCAGCCGCAACAGAUCAUCCAGUAUGUCGAGGCCCUGCGAUCCAAGAUGUCUGGGCCGACGCUUGAGUCCGUCUUGAACGGCAUGCCUCCCACGACUGUCAGCGUGCGCACCUCAGUCAAGGAGGCGGCGCAGUUGAUGAAGGAGAAUCACACAACGGCAGUCUUGGUCCAGGAUCAGGGGGCUAUUACGGGUAUCUUCACCAGCAAGGAUGUCGUUCUGCGUGUGAUUGCGCCGGGCCUCGACCCUGCGACCUGCAGUGUUGUCAGGGUCAUGACGCCGCACCCAGACUUUGCACCCGUGGAUAUGACCAUCCAGGCUGCUCUCCGCAAGAUGCACGAUGGCCACUAUCUGAAUCUCCCAGUGAUGAACGAGUCAGGCGAGAUCGUCGGUAUGGUCGAUGUUCUCAAGCUCACCUAUGCGACGCUUGAGCAGAUCAACACCAUGUCCAGCGGUGACAGCGAAGGACCUGCAUGGAACAAAUUCUGGCUGUCCCUCGAUCAUGAAACCGAGUCUAUGGUGUCCGGCGACGGCUCCUUCCAGCACACGCAUCCAGGGCCUCGCUCCCUCAUGUCUCCCGACAUUACUCGGAGUGAACGCAUCGUUGAUAGUCUGGCCCCGGGCGACUCGGCCAGCCACGCAGGGGCCGAGUCUCCCCCGCAUAGUGCCCUCGCCCCCGUUCUCGAGCUGCCACCGAGCGAAGUGCCGUUCCCGUUCAAAUUCAAGGCUCCGAGUGGCCGGGUGCACCGCCUCCAGGUCACCGCAGCUCAGGGUAUCGCCGAGUUUGUUGCGAACGUGAUGUCCAAGCUCGGCUCCGAGGUGGAUGCCAUUGGCGGCGCUCCCUUUGUCGAAGAUGGCAAGCUUGGGCCGGGCGGCUGUGCUCUCAGCUACCUCGACGACGAGGGCGAUUCUGUCUCCAUCACCACCGACCAGGACCUCCUGGAGUCCAUCCUCCUCGCACGCCAAAACGGUCGGGACAAGGUCGACCUCUUCGUGCACGACCCAGAGAAGCCUCCGACGGCGCCUCAGCCGGCCGCUCCCGCGCCCGAGGCCGUCCCACUCCCAACCCCUCCCGCAUCAUCGAUUGUGCGCGAGCGACGCAAGGCUUUGAGCGACGACGAAGAGCUGGACGAGGAUGAGGACGAGGACGAUUCGAGAGUGCGGAGGUCCCGCAGGACGCGCACGGCAGCACCGCCGGCCCAAGAGCAGGUCAUUGCCGGCGUCCCUAACGAGCUGCUGCUCCCUGGCGCCGUUGUUACGCUAGCAGUCGUGAUUGUCGGCGUGUUCGCCAUCUCGAGGGUGUCCAGCCGAUAAUGGGGACGGGAAUCCGAUAUCAAACCUUUCUGGCCGCGGGGACUAGGUAAUGCUGUCGAGGAGAUCGGCUUAGAGCGACUUGAUUUUAUUGGGGGGUUCUUAUGUAGGUGUAUAUCACUAGCCGUCUAUAAAUUAAUACGUUUCUUUCUUCCUCCCUAUCUACUUCCAGUUUCUGUGUCUUUUGUCGUCUACAUAUAAGUCUCACCAGGCUUGAUGUGCCGGUUUACAUACCCCUGAAGUGGAGCCCAUCGGGUGCAGGACCGGGC
Messenger RNA from Phialemonium atrogriseum, 2477 nucleotides. RefSeq lists its product as uncharacterized. Lineage: Eukaryota; Fungi; Ascomycota; Sordariomycetes; Cephalothecales; Cephalothecaceae. The record is from RefSeq and is a predicted model, not a curated record. Gene Ontology annotation, molecular function: protein binding. Bases 175 to 2211 code for a protein of 678 amino acids. The transcript has 3 exons.